AUGAGCCCAUACAUUUUCAAGGUGUCGCACCGCCCUGGAGGUGGACUGGCGACCCUUACCCGUCGUAUCCUCUUCGAGCCCCACGGUCGUACAGCGGCAGGGUUGACCAGCGCAACGAUCGGCGCCACCACACUCGGUGAUGCCCCACACGGCACAGCGGACGCCUCCAGCUCGAGCAGCGUGCCAGACGACUACCAACACUUUGUCUCCAUCGUCGAGACCCGCUUUGGAAUCGUACUCGAUGCGAUCUAUUUGUGCUACACGGAUGCUGAUGGCGACCUGAUCGCUGUGGUGAGUGUCCUUCGUCUGACUCUCUCGGUCCGUGCGAUCACGCGCCUGUCGCGAGUCACCGCGUCAGCUCGGAGUGGCGGCAGACCUUCACCGCCACGCUCGACUCCGGCCUCCAGCGCGGGUGGCGUUGGCUGCGAUUGAUUACGAUACACUGCCUCGACUGACAUCAAUAUGCAUCGGGCAUAUCUUCACAGUCAUCAAGUGAAGAGUUCCAGGACCUCUUGUCGUCGAAUCCACCGGGGUCCACGAUUCGCUUGCAACUCGGAGCAAACCUUGCCGGGCCAUCCGGCACGAUGUCCGUUCCGAUGUCGAUCAGCGGCGGCAGUCAUACCGACAAUACCGACGCUCCAUCUAUUUUCGCCGAAAGUGACACUACAGAAGUGGUGCCAUUGCUCGGCAAAGGCAAGAGUCGAGAGCUUGAUACAGCACCCGAUGCCCAAGCGGACGCCGAGCGGCCCGUUGCCACCUCGAAUGCAGCUUCGUCGCCCACCUCCUCGGGAGCGCUCGACGAGGUCGCUGAUUGGACCAUUACGGACAAAUUCGACCUUGAUGCUCAGGAGGAACCCAGCUCAGGUGCUUCCACGCCCAGCCUGCUCGCCUUUGAAGACCCACUGCCCUCUUUCGCCGAGGAGUCGAAAGCUCCCGAGCAAGUCCCCAACCAUUGCGAAGAUCCCGUUGUCCCCGAGGUUCCCGAGACUAAGGCCGAGGAUCCUGCUGAGGACCCACCGGAGCCGACAAUUCCUGCCCCUCCACUCGCCGAAGCGAUUCAGCACUUCCUCGCUUCGCUUCCCUAUCAUGCCGAGGCUCUCAAGACCCAUUUCGGCUCGUUCUUCGCCUAUCCGCAUCCUCAGGCGAUCCCCGGUCUAUUCCACAGCGCUCCCGUCGGUCCUCCCUAUCAAGAGAUCCUCGAGCUCGCACGUUCUGCGCGAGAGGAGUUGAAGCGAAGCGUCGAUGGGGUCAAGGCCGAAGCUGAGUCGAUCCGAGGCGAGUUUGAUCUGUUCAGGGCCAAGUUGGGUGAGGACAAGCAAAAGUUCGAGGAGGACAUCAAGGCCGCUAUGGCUGGUGCCGAAGAGGCUGCAAGGAAGGAGAGGAAGAAAGCCAAGAAAAUGGCGGAGAAGAUGAUGGAAAGGAUGGCUCGAGACCCCACGGCUGCUGCCUCCCAGGCUGCUCCGGAGGCAGCUGCCCAGUCACCCGAAGCCGGCUUUUCAGCAGCAACGGUCCCUCACUCAGUUCCGACGACGAGCCUAGCCACUUUCCAGACACCGACGUCGAAUGUUCGAGUUUCCACGUCGCCGCGCGACGACCUCUUGAAUCGUCGCGUCUCCGCGACUGGCGUUUCAGGUUCCCGCAACCUCUCGGCGGGGCUCGACGCCACCUUGGCUUCGAUGCGCCAAGUGCCUUCUCAAGAGCCACCCCCAUCCACGAUCCCAGGGUCUUUCCCCGGUCACCAUGCGACGACGCCCCUUCCGACCCCGACUCCUUCGACUUCGACGAUGCCGUACACCUCGCCAUGGGCAGAAGCGACUCCUGAACAUUUGCACAGCGCCAUCAGAGCCGUAGGUCUCAGCAUCGACGAGGCCAAACUCAGGUUGGCGUGCCAACAGAUUUGGGAGGAGAACAGGGGCCAGUCAUUGGAUGUGAUGGUCAGCAAGGUGCUUGAGAAGGUGCUCUGA
Messenger RNA from Microbotryum saponariae, 1964 nucleotides. Lineage: Eukaryota; Fungi; Basidiomycota; Microbotryomycetes; Microbotryales; Microbotryaceae. The record is from the annotation of a GenBank genome assembly.